Messenger RNA from Phyllostomus discolor (pale spear-nosed bat), 294 nucleotides. Its product is annotated as acyl-CoA-binding domain-containing protein 7-like. The record is from RefSeq and is a predicted model, not a curated record. Lineage: Eukaryota; Metazoa; Chordata; Mammalia; Chiroptera; Phyllostomidae. Gene Ontology annotation, molecular function: fatty-acyl-CoA binding. Bases 37 to 294 code for a protein of 85 amino acids. The transcript has a single exon. Gene Ontology annotation, biological process: fatty acid metabolic process.
GCAUCUGGAGUGUGGCAGUGGAAGGGUGCCACCACCAUGUCCCUGCAGGCUGAUUUUGAUCAGGCAGCCGAAGAUGUGAGGAAGCUGAAAACAAGGCCAGACGAUGAAGAACUGGAAAAACUCUAUGGGCUCUACAAACAAUCUGUAAUUGGAGACAUCGAUAUUGAGUGUCCAAGAAUGUUAGAUUUAAAAGGCAAAACUAGGUGGGAAGCAUGGAACCUCCAAAAAGAAUUAUUAAAGGAAGAUGUCAUGAAUGCCUAUAUUUCCAAAGCAAAGGAGCUGAUAGAAAAAUAA